GCGGCACGUGCCCGUGUUUACGUCCCUCGUGGAGCCGCGACGUCAGCAGCCGAAUGGCAACAUUGUGGCGAUACUGAGGCGCAGAGUUUAGGAGACGCGUCCCUCCGUCACGCCGGCUCCAGUGGGUCGGGAAGAAGAGGAGGAGGGGCGGGGAGAUCGGUCCGGGCGAGCGGCGGAGGCUCACAAGCCCCCGGUCCCGACCACCUACCCGCCUGCCCGGCGCCAGGCAACCCGCGCCUCACCUCCGGAGCGCCGCAGACGCAGCACCGCGGCCUCGCUCGGGGGGCGGCCCGGGCGGGCGCGAGGCGCUGCCGCAGCGCAGGGCUUGUAAACAGAUCCGGCCGCACGUGACCAUGUGAACUACCUGCUCCUGCGACGCGUAUUGUCUUUCCCGCGAGCCGCACCACAAAGGAGCGCGGCGGGUGCGAGUGCGAAGAGCCGGGCGAGCGAGCGGGGAGAGCCGGCCGGCGCGCUAAGAUGGCUGAAGGCUCCCGGCGAGGGUGAGCUGAGGGCGCGGUGCAGUCAGCCGGUGAGUCCUCGGGCGGGCAGGGCCGGCGGCGCCUUCCCCGCGGCCUGGCGCCGGAGCCACCAUGUCGUUCGCGCUCGAGGAGACGCUCGAGUCGGACUGGGUGGCCGUGCGGCCCCAUGUGUUCGACGAGCGCGAGAAGCACAAGUUCGUCUUCAUCGUAGCCUGGAACGAGAUUGAGGGCAAGUUUGCCAUAACCUGCCACAACCGGACGGCCCAGAGGCAGAGGAGCGGCACCCGGGAGCAGGCGGGGGCGCGAGGGGGCGCUGAGCCUGGCGCACCCGCGUCCGACGGGACCCGGGGGCCGGGCAGCCCGGCGGGCAAGGGUCGCCCCGAGGCCACUGCCUCAGCGACUCUGGGCAGGAGCCCCGGGUCCCGGAGGCGCCUGGCCUGGGCGGAGGGAGGCUCUCCGCGGAGCGCGUGCAGCCUUCGGGGGGACCCACUGCUGCGGAGUUCGGCCGGCAAAGGGGCGGAGAGCCCUCUCCGGAGCCCAGUGCGGGCCAACUCCAGCCCGGUCCGGAGGACAUCUGGAGGCAGGGAUGUGGCGGGGGCCGCCGCUGCGGCAGCCCCGCCGGCGCCCAAGGAGGCCCCGGUGUCGUCGGUGCGGGUAGUGAGCGCCUGCGGGACGGUCACCGAGGAGAUCGAGGUGCUGGAAAUGGUGAGGGAGGACGACGCGGACCCGGCGGCGCUGGCGCUCUCGGACGCUGGGCAGCCGCAGCCCGCCGCCGAGCUGGAGUCCCCGGCCGAGGAGUGCAGCUGGGCCGGGCUCUUUUCCUUCCAGGAUCUGCGCGCGGUGCACCAGCAGCUGUGCUCCGUGAACUCGCAGCUGGAGCCGUGCCUGCCUGUGUUCCCCGAGGAGCCCUCGGGCAUGUGGACGGUGCUGUUCGGGGGCGCCCCGGAGAUGACCGAGCAAGAGAUCGACACGCUGUGUUACCAGCUACAGGUUUACCUGGGUCAUGGCCUGGACACCUGUGGCUGGAAGAUCCUCUCCCAGGUACUCUUCACCGAGACCGAUGACCCGGAGGAGUAUUACGAAAGCCUUAGCGAGCUGCGGCAGAAGGGCUACGAAGAAGUGCUUCAGCGGGCCAGGAAGCGCAUCCAGGAGCUCUUGGAUAAGCACAAGAAUACAGAGAGCAUGAUAGAGCUUCUGGACUUAUAUCAGAUGGAGGAUGAAGCCUACAGCAGCCUUGCAGAAGCCACAACUGAACUCUAUCAGUAUUUACUACAGCCAUUCCGAGACAUGCGAGAACUUGCCAUGCUACGAAGACAGCAGAUCAAGAUUUCUAUAGAGAAUGAUUACCUGGGUCCCCGAAGAAUUGAAAGUCUACAAAAAGAAGAUGCUGAUUGGCAGCGGAAAGCUCAUAUGGCUGUGCUGUCCAUUCAAGAUCUUACUGUCAAAUAUUUUGAAAUAACAGCUAAAGCUCAAAAAGCUGUGUAUGAUCGAAUGCGAGCAGAUCAGAAGAAAUUUGGUAAAGCAUCAUGGGCAGCAGCCGCUGAACGUAUGGAAAAACUCCAGUAUGCAGUUUCUAAGGAGACUCUGCAGAUGAUGAGAGCUAAAGAGAUCUGUUUGGAACAGAGGAAACAUGCACUAAAAGAAGAGAUGCAGAGUUUGCAGGGCGGUACAGAAGCCAUCGCUCAAUUGGAUCAAUUAGAAGCUGAUUAUUAUGAUCUGCAACUUCAGUUGUAUGAAGUGCAGUUUGAAGUCUUAAAGUGUGAAGAGUUACUGUUGACAGCACAACUGGAAAGCAUCAAAAGACUUAUAUCGGAAAAGAGAGAUGAAGUGGUAUACUAUGACACUUAUGAAAGCAUGGAGGCCAUGCUGGAGAAGGAAGAGAUGGCAGCGUCUGUGCAUUUACAGAGAGAAGAGCUACAGAAACUUCAGCAGAAAGCACGCCAGCUAGAGGCAAGACGUGGACGGGUUUCAGCCAAGAAAGCAUACCUCAGAAAUAAAAAGGAAAUUUGUAUUGCAAAACACAAAGAAAAAUUCCAACAGCGCCUUCGGAGUGAAGAUGAAUACAGAACCCACCACACAGUACAACUAAAAAGAGAAAAAUUACAUGAUGAAGAAGAAAGAAAAAGUGCCUGGGUUAGCCAAGAAAGACAAAGAACACUGGAUAGACUUCGAACCUUUAAACAGGUAGUAAAAAGAUACCCAGGCCAGGUCAUACUUAAAUCAACCAGAUUGCGACUGGCUCAUGCAAGAAGAAGUGCAGCCAGUCCCGUGUCCUGUGAAGACCAGUGCGACCCUCUGCCAGGAGCGCUACAGGUAGAAGAGAAAAGUGAGGGAGUGGAGGAAGGAAGGGGCAAGCUCGGGUCAUCACAGACAACAGAAGCCCAAAACCUCACACAGCUUGAAGACAAUUCAUCAGCACAACUUGAAGCUACUUUGUUACCUCCUGGUGGUGUUACCUCUGAACUGCCUCCCGCUGUAUCUCCUCCACUUCUGAGCAAGAUUGACCCUAAACCAGGUUCUGCCACAGCAGAUCCACUCCCCCCACCUCUUCCUCCGGCACCUCCCCCGCCACCUCCUCCUCCCCCACCGCCACCGCCUCUGCCUGUCGGUAAGGACGGCGCCCCAGAGACACUGGAGAAAGGUCUGCCUAGAGUGGAGGGGAACGAGAAGAGGAUCCCAAAGUCAGCUAGUGCCCCCUCAGCACACCUCUUCGACAGCAGCCAGCUCGUCAGUGCCAGGAAGAAGCUCAAAAAGACUGCUGAAGGUUUGCAGAGGAAGAGAGUGAGCUCACCCAUGGAUGAGGUGCUAGCUUCCUUGAAGCGUGGUAGUUUUCAUCUGAGAAAGGUUGAACAGCGAACUCUGCCUCCUUUUCCUGAUGAAGAUGAUAAUAAUAUCUUGGCACAGAUAAGGAAAGGGGUAAAAUUGAAGAAGGUACAGAAGGAAGUCUUGAGAGAAUCCUUCACGCUUCUGCCCGACACGGACCCUCUAACACGGAGCAUCCAUGAAGCUCUUAGAAGAAUCAAAGAAGCAUCCCCUGAGUCAGAGGAUGAAGAGGAGGCUUUGCCUUGCACAGACUGGGAAAACUAACAAGUGACUCAACAGAACGAAAAAAAUACCUACAGUUGAACAUCGGCUCUUACAAAAUUGUAAACAUGGUUCCACAAUUGGAUUCCAUUAGAUCCAAAGUGUAUUGGCUCAGUGGUGUGAAAAAGGAAGCACAAUUGUCAAGUUAUCACUUUUCCAGUCAUUCCAGCAGAUGGUGGUUAACAUGAGUUUUAGAUGUGCAAUGUUCCUGACUGCAACGGAGAAAAGGCCUUGUGAAGAUUUCUGUUUUUUAAGCACCUUCCCCACCUGUCUACCCAUUUACAUCCUUGUAGUGGCCAGUAAAGCUAGGGGUCGUUAUGAGUUGGAAGAACACUGGGUUGACAGAUCUACUGUGAGCUGCGUUGAGAUUCCUUUGAAAUCCAUCGUUCAGUGCACUGAAUAGUCGUCUGCCCAAAAUACAGAGCUUCUUCCAUAUCAGCUUAAGUAGUGUGACAUUCUGAAAAAGAAGUUAAUCAUGAUAGCUAUAGGGCAGGAAUUGGAAGAAAUCAGAUGGAAAUGCACUGAUAAUUCCCACAUUACUCAUCUCCAAAGGAAUUUUCAUAAAGAUGUUCUACAACAUCUGAAAAGAUACAUAACCAUGGAGAUACACCUAUAAAUGUGUUUACCACAACGUGAUGCAUUUAACAUGGCCUAUUUUUAGAAGCCCACACACUUACAAUUUGUAAGGUUUCAGAGUAAAAAUUUCCAUGCUUUUAAAUAGCCCUUCAUA
Molecule: messenger RNA, 4293 nt
Organism: Eubalaena glacialis (North Atlantic right whale)
Lineage: Eukaryota; Metazoa; Chordata; Mammalia; Artiodactyla; Balaenidae
Gene: JMY
Product: junction mediating and regulatory protein, p53 cofactor
Exons: 11
Coding region: 591-3566 (991 amino acids)
Biological process (GO): positive regulation of apoptotic process; 'de novo' actin filament nucleation; Arp2/3 complex-mediated actin nucleation
Cellular component (GO): nucleus; cytoplasm
Molecular function (GO): transcription coactivator activity; actin binding; Arp2/3 complex binding
Source: RefSeq, a predicted model, not a curated record